CCUAGCCGGCGGUAGCCCGGGGCAGGGGAGGCGGCGGUAACCUGUGCGGUUUCCCUUGCCCUUCGUCGCCACCCCCAGGAGAGCCUGUCGCGUAGGAUAAUCCUUUUCCUCCUCCUGCCCCCUAAGGAGCUUUGAACCGGCCUUGUCACCCUUCCUACCCACCGCCGCUCCUUUCCCCUCGAAGGAACUUGAAGUUUCCGAAUCGGUUCCCUUUCAACGUAGUGACAGAUCUUGAAGCAGGAAGCUGAUAAACAACUCCGAACGAAAUACGCUCAAAAUUUUUCCUUUCAGGCUGCCUCAGAAGAAAGGAGAAUGGCGUUCAGUAAAGGAUUCCGGAUCUAUCACAAACUGGACCCCCCACCUUUCAGCCUCAUAGUGGAAACUAGGCAUAAGGAAGAAUGUCUCAUGUUCGAGUCUGGGGCUGUUGCGGUGCUCUCAUCUGCAGAAAAAGAGGCAAUCAAGGGUACAUACUCCAAAGUACUGGACGCAUAUGGACUCUUAGGUGUUUUGCGGUUAAAUCUUGGUGAUACUAUGUUACAUUAUCUGGUCCUAGUCACUGGAUGUAUGUCUGUUGGAAAAAUUCAAGAAUCUGAAGUUUUCCGAGUUACUUCCACUGAGUUUAUAUCACUGAGAAUUGAUUCUUCAGAUGAGGAUCGCAUUUCAGAAGUGCGGAAAGUUUUGAAUUCAGGAAACUUUUAUUUUGCAUGGUCUGCAUCUGGCAUCAGUUUAGAUUUGAGUCUUAAUGCGCAUCGUAGCAUGCAAGAACAGACAACUGAUAAUAGAUUUUUCUGGAAUCAGUCUUUGCAUUUGCAUCUCAAACACUAUGGUGUGAAUUGUGAUGACUGGUUAUUACGUCUUAUGUGUGGAGGUGUAGAAAUCAGAACAAUUUAUGCUGCACAUAAACAGGCAAAGGCUUGCCUCAUUUCAAGAUUAAGCUGUGAACGAGCUGGGACCAGGUUUAAUGUCCGGGGAACAAAUGAUGAUGGUCAUGUUGCCAAUUUUGUAGAAACAGAACAGGUUGUGUACUUAGAUGACUCUGUUUCUUCCUUCAUACAAAUCCGAGGAUCUGUUCCAUUGUUCUGGGAGCAACCAGGGUUGCAAGUGGGAUCUCAUCGUGUCCGUAUGUCAAGGGGAUUUGAAGCCAAUGCACCUGCUUUUGACAGGCAUUUUAGAACACUUAAGAACUUAUAUGGUAAACAAAUAAUAGUAAAUUUGCUCGGAUCUAAGGAAGGUGAACAUAUGCUAAGUAAGGCUUUCCAGAGUCAUUUGAAAGCUUCUGAACAUGCUGCUGAUAUCCAGAUGGUGAAUUUUGACUAUCAUCAAAUGGUUAAAGGAGGAAAGGCAGAAAAAUUACACAGUGUUCUUAAACCUCAAGUCCAGAAGUUUCUAGAUUAUGGAUUUUUUUAUUUCAAUGGAAGUGAAGUUCAAAGAUCCCAGAGCGGUACAGUUCGAACAAACUGCUUGGAUUGUCUUGAUAGAACAAAUAGUGUGCAGGCAUUUCUUGGCUUAGAGAUGCUAGCUAAACAGUUGGAAGCUCUUCGUUUAGCUGAAAAGCCUCAGUUGGUGACUCGCUUUCAAGAAGUUUUUCGGUCAAUGUGGUCUGUGAACGGUGAUUCAAUCAGUAAGAUAUAUGCAGGAACUGGAGCUCUUGAAGGGAAAGCAAAGGCUGGAAAGUUAAAAGAUGGUGCUCGUUCUGUUACCAGAACAAUUCAGAAUAACUUCUUUGACAGCUCUAAGCAAGAGGCCAUUGAUGUUUUGCUACUGGGAAAUACUCUUAAUAGUGAUUUAGCUGACAAAGCUCGAGCACUUUUAACUACUGGAAGUUUGCGUGUUUCUGAACAGACAUUACAGUCAGCAUCUUCUAAAGUACUAAAGAGCAUGUGUGAGAAUUUCUACAAAUAUUCAAAGCCGAAGAAAAUUCGAGUAUGUGUUGGAACCUGGAACGUGAAUGGUGGGAAACAAUUUCGCAGCAUAGCUUUCAAGAAUCAGACACUCACUGACUGGCUUCUUGAUGCACCCAAGUUAGCUGGCAUCCAGGAGUUUCAAGAUAAAAGAAGUAAGCCAACUGAUAUAUUUGCAAUUGGUUUUGAAGAAAUGGUAGAAUUGAAUGCUGGAAACAUUGUGAAUGCAAGCACAACAAAUCAGAAGCUCUGGGCUGUAGAACUUCAGAAGACAAUCUCCAGAGACAACAAGUAUGUGCUGCUGGCUUCUGAGCAGUUGGUGGGCGUCUGUCUGUUUGUUUUUAUCAGACCACAGCAUGCUCCUUUUAUCAGGGAUGUUGCAGUUGAUACUGUGAAGACUGGAAUGGGAGGUGCAACUGGAAAUAAGGGAGCAGUUGCAAUCCGAAUGCUAUUCCACACAACCAGCCUUUGCUUCGUCUGUAGCCACUUUGCUGCAGGGCAGUCACAAGUCAGAGAAAGAAAUGAAGAUUUUGUAGAAAUAGCACGAAAAUUGAGUUUUCCUAUGGGAAGAAUGCUGUUUUCCCAUGACUAUGUAUUUUGGUGUGGUGAUUUCAACUAUCGAAUUGAUCUCCCUAACGAAGAAGUUAAAGAGCUCAUAAGACAGCAAAAUUGGGAUUCUCUUAUAGCAGGAGAUCAACUUAUCAAUCAGAAAAAUGCCGGACAGAUUUUUAGAGGAUUUUUAGAGGGAAAGGUGACCUUUGCUCCAACAUAUAAGUAUGACUUGUUUUCUGAUGACUAUGACACCAGUGAAAAGUGCCGCACCCCUGCGUGGACAGACCGUGUCCUUUGGAGAAGAAGGAAAUGGCCUUUUGAUAGAUCAGCCGAAGAUCUAGAUCUUCUAAAUGCUAGUUUUCAAGAUGAUAGCAAAAUCCUCUACACGUGGACUCCAGGCACUUUGCUGCACUAUGGAAGAGCUGAGCUGAAGACCUCUGACCAUAGGCCUGUCGUUGCCCUGAUUGACAUAGAUAUAUUUGAAGUUGAAGCUGAAGAGAGGCAAAACAUUUAUAAAGAAGUAAUUGCAGUUCAGGGUCCACCAGAUGGUACGGUAUUAGUCUCGAUCAAAAGUUCUUUACCAGAAAAUAAUUUUUUCGAUGAUGCCUUGAUUGAUGAGCUUCUGCAGCAGUUUGCAAGUUUUGGUGAAGUUAUACUUAUAAGAUUUGUAGAAGAUAAAAUGUGGGUUACAUUUUUGGAGGGAAGCUCUGCCUUGAAUGUUCUGAGCCUAAAUGGUAAAGAGUUAUUGAAUCGGACUAUAACUAUUGCUUUAAAAAGUCCAGACUGGAUCAAAAAUUUGGAAGAAGAAAUGAGUUUAGAGAAAAUUAGCAUUGCAUUGCCAUCAUCAACCAGCUCUACCCUGCUUGGUGAAGAUGCAGAGGUUGCAGCAGAUUUUGAUAUGGAAGGUGAUGUGGAUGACUAUAGUGCUGAAGUGGAGGAACUUCUUCCCCAGCAUCUCCAGCCAUCUUCAAGUUCUGGCCUUGGCACUUCCCCCAGCUCUUCACCCCGGACUAGUCCCUGCCAGUCACCUACGAUAUCAGAGGGUCCUGUACCUUCCCUUCCCAUCAGACCAAGCCGAGCACCGUCAAGAACUCCUGGGCCUCCAAGUGCACAGAGUUCUCCUAUUGAUGCACAGCCAGCAACGCCGCCGCUGCCGCAGAAAGACCCUACCCAGCCCUUGGAGCCCAAGCGGCCACCGCCGCCCCGCCCAGUCGCUCCUCCCACACGCCCCGCUCCCCCACAGAGACCUCCUCCGCCUUCAGGGGCUAGGAGUCCUGCACCCACUAGAAAAGAAUUUGGAGGUAUUGGAGCCCCUCCCAGUCCUGGGGUAGCUAGGAGAGAGAUGGAAGCACCCAAAAGCCCUGGAACAACACGGAAAGAUAUAGGACGCAGUCAGCCUUCACCUCAAGCAGGACUUGCAGGCGCAGGACCUGCUGGAUACAGUACAGCCAGACCGACGAUUCCUCCUCGUGCUGGAGUUAUCAGUGCCCCACAGAGCCAGGCACGGGCAUCUGCUGGAAGACUGACUCCUGAAAGCCAAAGCAAAACAUCAGAAACAUCAAAAGGUUCAACUUUCCUUCCUGAACCACUGAAGCCUCAGGCUGCCUUUCCUCUGCAGUCUUCUUUGCCCCCACCUGCUCAAAGGUUGCAGGAGCCCCUUGUCCCUAUGGCAGCACCUAUGCCUCAGUCCGGUCCCCAGACAAAUUUGGAAACCCCACCGCAACCACCACCUCGAAGCAGGUCAUCUCAUAGCUUGCCUUCAGAAGCUUCCUCACAACCGCAAGUAAAAACAAAUGGAAUCUCUGGUGUCACACGAGAAUCACCAUUAAAGAUUGACCCAUUUGAAGAUCUGUCAUUUAAUCUGCUUGCUGUAUCAAAGGCUCAGCUAUCUGUUCAAACGUCACCUGUUCCAACCCCAGAUCCACAGAGGUUGAUACAGUUGCCUUCUGCAACACAAAGUAAUGUUAAUACUUUGAGUUCUGUACAUUGCAUGCCAACAAUGCCUCCAAUUCCAGCUCGGAGUCAAUCCCAGGAAAAUAUGCGAAGUUCUCCAAAUCCAUUUAUUACUGGCUUGAUCAGGACAAAUCCUUUCAGUGACAGUACUGCUGCUCCUGGAAACCCAUUUAGAGCCGAAUCUCAAGAAUCAGAGGCAACUUCAUGGUUCUGCAAAGAAGAGCCCGUUACUAUCAGUCCUUUCCCUUCUCUUCAGCCUCUUGGUCAUAACAAAAGCAAGGCUUCAUCUUCACUUGAUAGGUUUAUGGACAGUUUGGAUCUACAGGGCCAGUCUACAUUAAAAAUUAGCAACCCAAAAGGAUGGGUAACCUUCGAGGAAGAAGAGGACUUUGGUGUGAAAGGGAAGUCAAAGUCAGCUUGUUCAGACUUACUGGGUAAUCAGCCAAGUUCAUUUUCUGGCUCCAACCUGACAUUGAAUGAUGACUGGAAUAAAGGUACAAAUGUCUCUUUUUGUGUGUUGUCAUCAAGAAGACCUCCUCCACCUCCUGUCCCUCUGCUCCCACCCGGCACCAGCCCUCCUGUAGAUCCUUUCACUACCUUGGCCUCCAAGGCAUCACCCACACUGGACUUCACAGAAAGAUAACACCAUACGAUGGAAGACAGUGGGUAUUUGCUUUUGGCGGGGUAGAGCCAAGAGAAUUGGGCAUUAGUAUUUCAUUAUGUGCAAUAAGUCAUUGUUAAGUGCACUGAUAUCUUCACAAAACACCACUAUUUGAUGUGUACAGAGUUGGAAUAUGUGUAUAUUGGAAAUAAGGAAAAACCCCUUCACAUUGUUAACUGGAGUUUUGAUGUAUUUCUCUUUGGAUGAAUAGAAGACAGUAGUACCCAUAAAAAGUGCUUAAAAGUACUUUAGAAAACAGUCCUUAUUCAGAAAUUUUUUUGGUCAGUCUUCUGAAGAAUCUCAAAAAGCCCACCCAAUUUUCAGCUGACAUUUCCACCAGCCCUCUCAUUCAUACUUGUUGACAACUGGUAUCUAUGAGUAUUUACCAAAGAGCUGCCAAGGUUACAGUGAACAGAGUUUUGAAAGGCAUUGCUUAAAAAAAAAGUAUACAUAUGUGUACAUACAUAAUACAUAGAAACACAUGUACUUCUAUAUACAUUUACAUAUUUUUACAAUUCAUAGUUUAAUUUCUAGGAUAUAACUUGGACCAAAUUAUACCUAAAAAUUCCAACAAAGUCCCUUUUUCAAUAUCACAUUACCAAAAAGAUGGCUGCAAAUGUAAUUUGGACCUUUCAUUAUUUUUUUUUUUCAAGACUAGAAUAAUCUCACCACAGAAUCAGAAUUUUCUACCAUUCCACACCCAACCC
Cebus imitator (Panamanian white-faced capuchin) is the source of this 5774-nucleotide messenger RNA. RefSeq names its product synaptojanin 1 (gene SYNJ1). Gene Ontology annotation, biological process: brain development; phosphatidylinositol dephosphorylation; synaptic vesicle endocytosis. Gene Ontology annotation, molecular function: RNA binding; phosphatidylinositol-4,5-bisphosphate 5-phosphatase activity. Bases 313 to 5049 code for a protein of 1578 amino acids. The transcript has 32 exons. The record is from RefSeq and is a predicted model, not a curated record. Gene Ontology annotation, cellular component: perinuclear region of cytoplasm; presynapse. Lineage: Eukaryota; Metazoa; Chordata; Mammalia; Primates; Cebidae.